CUCGUUCCCUCACCGUGCAGGAUGUCCAGAUGGAAGGGGAUACUCUUCCCAGCACUCCUCGUCCUCGUCUUUGCACCUGCGUUCCUUUGCUACAGCCGCGUACUGCUUGCAAUGCGGGCCUUCAUGGGAGGCCCCACGCUUCUGGCCGGCGUUGUCCAAUUUGCUGUGGCGGAGCACGCGCCGUUGGCUCCCAAAGUCGUGAUUGUCGACUACUACGGUGAUGAAGGCUCCGCCUGGCUCGGGAUCCCGGAGUUUGACCUCCUGGCGCGGAAUAUCACCGUCCCCGGCCUGUCGCGGCGCUACUCCAGCGUUCGAUGCACCUCAGACGGCGACAUCUGUCAGCUGCUCACAGACGAAGGUCUGAUCAACGCAGCACUCUCCACCGCAGCCUUGGUUCAAUCGCCGGCCUUCGACCUCAGGCAAUCCUACUUCCUCCUCGCGGGCGUCGCUGGGAUCUCUCCCAAAUUUGGGACACUGGGCUCCGUCGCUUUCGCGCGUUUCUCCGUUCAAGUUGCGCUGCAAUACGAGGUCGACGCGAGGGAGAUCCCGGCUGAGUUCAACACGGGCUAUAUUCCCCAGGGUACGACUGCCCCUGGGCAGUGGCCGCGCUACGUGUACGGCACCGAGGCGUUCGAGCUGAACGAUGCGUUGCGCCAGCGCGCCAUCACUUUCGCGAAACGCGCCAUGCUGAACGAUUCAGCGAGCGCGCAAGCGUAUCGCGCGCUCUAUGCAGGGGUGCCCGAGCACGCUGCCGCAUUGCAGGCACCGUCUGUGGUCGCCUGCGACACCGCGACGUCGGACGUGUGGUGGAGCGGCGCGCUGCUUGCGGAGGCCUUCGAGAACACGACCACACUCCUCACGAAUGGCACGGGAACCUACUGUACUACACAGCAGGAGGACGGCGCGGUGCUCGGCGCCCUCCUCCGCGGGGCACUGACGGGUCGUGUCGAUUUUGCGCGUGUCAUCUCGAUGCGCACCGCGUCGGACUUCGACAGGCCUGCACCGGGAAUGAGCGCGACUGCCAAUCUGUUCGAGGGGCAGAGUGCCGGGUACCGUGUCUCCGUCGUGAAUAUAUAUCGUGCAGGUGUCCAGGUCAUACAGGGCAUCCUGGACGAUUGGUAUGACGAUUAUGUUAAGGGAAUCCCGCCGAGCAAUUACAUCGGAGAUGAUAUUGGUUCGUUGGGCGGUCAUCCGGACUUUGGUCCAGGUAGUCGGUUCGGCGGGCUUCCACCUGACUUAUCUGACGUUUUACCUAUACUCUAAGAAGAUGCGCAUAUACUUCAGAGGACAUCUUCCAUACCAAUGCGGAUCGUCGUUUCAGUCCCAACCUCGAGUGUAGCUGGUAAUCUCGGGUAAAUAUCUCUUCCAUGCUUGGAAAAUGGUGCUCUUCCAACUCCCGCUCUCCACCAUGACAAACC
Dichomitus squalens LYAD-421 SS1 is the source of this 1418-nucleotide messenger RNA. Its product is annotated as purine nucleoside permease. The record is from RefSeq and is a predicted model, not a curated record. Gene Ontology annotation, biological process: transmembrane transport; nucleoside metabolic process. Gene Ontology annotation, molecular function: catalytic activity. NCBI's taxonomy places the organism in Eukaryota, Fungi, Basidiomycota, Agaricomycetes, Polyporales, Polyporaceae. The transcript has 2 exons. Gene Ontology annotation, cellular component: endoplasmic reticulum. The coding region runs from base 22 to 1263 and encodes 413 amino acids.